AUGGGAAAAUUUUUCUCUUCGGAUCAUAUUGUGUUCGACUACACCCCGAUCCGCGGACCCAUUGGAGAACACUUUUGCGUCAAAGUGAGUGGUUCUUCAUCUGAAAGUUUGUUCCUUUUAUUUUAAAGAAAGUGAUCGAAACUUCGCCGCUCCCUCCGGCCUACGGGGAAAUCUACAGUGAUCGUGACGGCCAAACUUUGGUUGGUUUUUGCACAAACACUUAUAGAAAUAUAGUUUGUGUCCAGAUUGAGAUGACCAUCUGCAUUUCGCCGAUAGAUGAAUAUUUUGUCGACGGGUUUUGCAUUUUCGUGGACCGCGACUUCGGGCCCAUUGCAAUGGAAGAGGAGGUAUUUUUCAGUCAUCAACUUUUCAGCACACGCCAUGUUUGUAUUUUCUAAAAGAGUUUUCCGAAGCGCUGGAGAGAACUAUCAAAAAAUCUUUUUUUUUACUAAUCAUAAGCUGUUUCCAUCUUAGAAGUAGGUGCAUUUCUGUAAAUUUCAUUAAUGUUUCACGAUGUCGGUUUCUAGGUUCUGGAUGAGAACGACGGCCAAUACUACGACAAAAUGAAAAUUGUACAGCGGUUCCGAGGACAAAACCUUCUCGUAAAGAUCUCGCGGGGAAUUAGUCUCAUUCCGAGCCAGCUGUACGACUUGGACAAGCCAAGGAAACAAACUGAACAUCAUUUGAUGUUCCACGUGAAAGCGAUUGUGGGUCUAGAUAUACUUUGCCUUUUUUCUUUUUCCUUUCGAGACAAUAUUAAGAAAACCAUGAAAACUUGUCCGACAUGCGUGUCUCAUGAGAACAAUCUCGCAGGCAGCCGAGCACGUUUGGAGACCUCUUCCAACUCUCCCCUUCUUACCAUCCUACGAUGUACUUCUUCACGCCGUUCAAACUUUGAUGAGAAGCCAAAAAACUCGCCAACAUCUGGCUGAUGAGCACUCGGGAGUUUUCGCCCGGUUGAACAUGUACGAAGAAGUCACGGUGAGUUUUCGAUAAAAAUACUCAAAUUUAUUGGGCGUAAAAUGACUAUUCAAAAAUAAAAUUGUGAAAGAUUCUCGAUCAAGUGGUUGAUAAAUGUUGACUGAAAAUAAGUCUAGAACACUCUGAUUACGAAAAAAUUAAGAAACUGCAUUUUUCAAGUUUAGUUAUGACGCUUCAGGGUUACCAAACCCUUUUUCAGCAGUAUUACAUCUUUAAAGGGUUAUAACUUAACCGAAAAGCAAAAGUUGUGCUUAUUUCCAACCAGGGCGUUCCGAAAAACUUUGAAUGAUUUAUCUAUCACUUUUAUUAUUCGAAAAUAAAGGCAAUUUCAAAGUUAUGUUCCAGAAACCGAGAACAGCUGCAGAAGGUCAGCCAGCCUCUAGAAUGCGUCGUUUCUGAAAUUCAGUCCUUCUCGGUCACCUGAAAUUUUUUUUUCAGUUUAUCCUCAGCGGUUUCUAUUGUUCCAUUAAUUGCUCUUCCUUCAAUCUAAUGGAUUUUUUAUAUUUACGUGUCUGUCUGAUUAACAGAGAAACGGAAUUUUGAUCGAACUUUUCUAUUUUCUUUUCUUUUUUCAAGGAUUCACGCUGAACGUUUUUCAUUAUGAUCACUGAUGCUUUUUGUGUUUCAUGGAGCAGUUUCCAUGUACUUCUGGGGGUAAAUUGCUCAAAACUUUUCAUCACACUGCAUCAAAAAUUUAAAAUGUUGUUUUUUAUUGGUUGCAUUGUUAAAGUUCCGCGUUACAUUGUUUCCAAUCUUUUUUUUUGAAGCUUCAAGAUCUGUUGCAAGUUAAUUUUUGAAGAAACAGUUUUUUUCCGAUUAUUGGUUUCAUUGAAGCCAUCAUCAUCAUUCGCUUGCGAUUUCGUUGUGUGAAUGUUUCUUCUUGGAAUAAACUUUGACCCUAAUUCUCAUUGUGUUCGAGAAGAAGCGAAAAAAAUCCUCAAGCGGUAAAAGGAUUGAAGGAUCAAACGAAGAUUGGAAUAAACCCAACGGUCCUCAUUAGUGCCACGAAUCCACAUCAAACCCAUUCAUUUCAGAACGAAUAGAAAAUUCAAUUUAACCACACGAGAUACAAAAUAAAUGUUCUAUAACUCAGGUCCUAUUUUUGACAUAAAAUCGAUUUGACCGCAAAAGGAAAGAAAGUAAACAAACAACUAGAAUAUAUGAACAAGUGUGGAAAAAUCAAUAUAUCGGUGGCCGUCGCGAGAUGUGCGACAGAGCGCAUUCGUGCUCAAGGAUUCGAUAACGCGUGCAUCGAGGAGCUAACUUUGAAGGGUCUCCUCACAAAAAACAACCCGCGAGAAGAAGCGACAGAAAUCCUCAAGCGGUAAGAGAUCUGGAGGAUCAAACGAGAAUCGAAUAAGCCCAAAGGCUCUCUUUGAGCCCACGACUUCACCUCAAAGCGAUUGACUUCAGAACGGAUGAAUGUCUCAAUUUUGCUACACGAAAUAAUGUUUUUCUGAACCAAAUCCUAUUUUCGACAGAAAAAAAAAUGAAAGAGUGAGAAAAUCAGUUUCGGGUCUUUGUAACGGUAAAUGAAUGUGCUCCGGACGUAUAUGAGAAUUUCUAGGAGCCGCUUAAGGGUGCUGAAACUACUAUAGUAGUCUCUAAGAGUCCCCGACAAGUUCGAUUUGCUUCCGUUUCGCGGUACCAACGUCCGAGGCAGUUGACGGCCGUUGCGAGAUGA
Molecule: messenger RNA, 2665 nt
Organism: Caenorhabditis auriculariae
Lineage: Eukaryota; Metazoa; Nematoda; Chromadorea; Rhabditida; Rhabditidae
Source: the annotation of a GenBank genome assembly